Messenger RNA from Euleptes europaea (tarantolino), 3841 nucleotides. It is a transcript of the gene PLCG2, whose product is annotated as phospholipase C gamma 2. The coding region runs from base 9 to 3797 and encodes 1262 amino acids. Lineage: Eukaryota; Metazoa; Chordata; Lepidosauria; Squamata; Sphaerodactylidae. Gene Ontology annotation, biological process: positive regulation of epithelial cell migration; phosphatidylinositol-mediated signaling; phospholipid catabolic process. The record is from RefSeq and is a predicted model, not a curated record. Gene Ontology annotation, molecular function: phosphatidylinositol-4,5-bisphosphate phospholipase C activity; protein binding. The transcript is spliced from 32 exons.
CGUUCAAAAUGUCCAAGAAAAGCAACGACUAUGGAGCGCUGCCUGAAUAUGAGAAGAGUCAAAUCAAAAGGACCCUGGAGCUGGGCACCGUCAUGACCAUUUUCAGCCUGAAGAAGAGUAGUCCAGAGAGAAGGACAAUCCAAGUCAUAAUGGAAACCAGGCAGGUGGCCUGGAGUAAGACGGCUGACAAGAUAGAAGGAUUCUUGGAUUUGAUGGAAAUAAAAGAAAUCCGACCAGGGAAAAAUUCAAAGGAUUUUGAACGGGGAAAAGCAUCUCGACAGAAAGAUGAUGUUUGUUUCACUGUAUUCUAUGGUACUCAGUUUGUUCUCAACACCUUAAGCUUAGCAGCCGAUUCAGAGGAUGAUGCUGACAAAUGGCUGUGUGGCUUGCAUAUCUUGCACGAAGAAGCUAUGAAUGCUUCCACCCUUGCCAUUACAGAAAGCUGGCUGAGGAAGCAGAUAUACUCUGUCGACCAGUCAAGAAGAAACAGCAUCAGCCUUAGGGAACUGAAGACUGUCCUUCCCUUAGUAAACUUCAAAGUGAGCAGUGUAAAGUUCUUGAAGGAUAAGUGUACAGAACUAAAGGCUGUGAAAGAAGAACUUAGCUUUGAGCAGUUUCAUCUGUUCUAUAAGAAGAUUAUGUUUGAGCAACAGAAAAUGAUUCUUGAUGAAUUCAAGAAGGAUUCCACGAUGUUCCUUCUAGGAAACACAGAUCGCCCUGAUGCUUCUGCAGUACAUUUGCAUGACUUCCAGAGAUUUUUGCUACAUGAGCAGCAGGAAACUUGGGCACGAGAUCUAAAUAAAGUAAGAGAACGGAUGUCUAAAUUUAUAGAUGACACUAUGAGAGAAACGGAUGAACCUUUUCUUUAUGUUGAUGAGUUUCUUACUUACCUUUUUUCAAAAGAAAACAGUAUCUGGGAUGAUAAGUAUGAUUCAAUAGAUCCUCAGGAUAUGAAUAACCCUUUGUCUCACUACUGGAUUUCUUCUUCACAUAAUACGUACCUCACGGGAGACCAGCUUCGUAGUGAAUCUUCACCAGAAGCUUAUAUCAGGUGCCUUCGAAUGGGAUGCCGGUGUAUUGAGUUGGACUGCUGGGACGGUCCUGACGGGAAGCCCAUAAUUUAUCAUGGAUGGACCCGGACCACGAAAAUUAAAUUUGAUGAUGUUGUGCAGGCAAUCAAGGAGCAUGCAUUUGUAACAUCUGAGUUCCCAGUGAUUUUGUCAAUCGAGGAGCAUUGCAGCGUAGAGCAGCAGCGCUACAUGUCCAAAGUGUUCAAGGAGGUGUUCGGGGACCAGCUUCUCACCAAGCCCAUCGAAGCUAGCGCUGAUCAGCUACCAUCCCCGACUCAAUUGAAAGAAAAGUUCAUCAUCAAGCAUAAAAAAUUGGGGCCCAAAGGUGACGUAGAUGUGAACACAGAAGACAAGAAAGAGGAAAAAAAGCAACAAGGAGAACUCUACAUGUGGGACGCCAUAGAUCAGAAAUGGACCCGUCAUUAUUGUGCCAUAGCGAAUGAAAUACUUUCAUUCAGUGAUGAUUUAGAGCAGAAUGCUGAAGAAGAACCAUUAAAGGAGGUGAAGCGUACAGAUCUCCACUGCCAUGAGAAAUGGUUUCAUGGGAAAAUGAAGGAAGGAAGAACUGCUGCUGAGAAGCUGUUGCAGGAGUAUUGUGCUGAAAUGGGUGGCAAGGAUGGAACUUUCUUGGUUCGGGAGAGCGAAACUUUCCCUAAUGAGUACACUCUGUCAUUCUGGAGAUCGGGUAGAGUCCAACACUGCCGCAUCCGAUCCUCAACCAACGGAGAUGCUGUCAACUAUUUUCUGACUGACAACCUCACCUUUGAUAGCAUCUAUGAUCUCGUCCAGCAUUACCGGGAAGCACAUUUGCGAUGCGCCGAGUUCGAGCUGCGUCUGACCGAUGCCGUUCCUAUUCCCAUACCUCAUGAAUCAAAGCCGUGGUACUACAGUAACCUGAGCCGAGGGGAAGCCGAAGAUAUGCUGAUGCGAAUUCCUCGGGAUGGAGCCUUUCUGAUAAGGAAGAGAGAUGAAUCCAAUUCAUACGCCAUGACUUUCAGAGCCGAGGGGAAAAUCAAGCACUGCCGAAUCAUGCAGGAAGGCCGCCUCUUUGUCCUGGGCACAUCUGCGUACUUUGAAAGUUUGGUGGAAUUGGUGAACUACUAUGAAAAGCACCCGUUGUACAGGAAAAUGAAAUUGCGAUACCCUGUGACGGAGGAGUUGUUGGACCGCUACAGCGUAGAGAAAGAUCCCAGUUCGUUAUAUGACGUCAAGUAUGUGGAGCCCACUGAAAUAACACCUUCCGUGCCCCAGAGAACCGUGAAAGCCCUGUAUGAUUACCAAGCUAAGAGACCUGAUGAGCUGACAUUUUGCAGAGGGGCCUUGAUUCAUAACGUCUCGAAAGAAAGCGGAGGCUGGUGGAAGGGAGAUUAUGGAGACAAAGUCCAACACUACUUUCCAGCCAAUUAUGUUGAGGAAAUGUCAUCUGAGAACGUUGACGAACACGAAAACCAGAUAAUUGAGGACAAUCCUUUAGGGUCUUUGUGCCGGGGCAUUCUGUAUCUCACUAGAUACAAUGUUGCAAAAAUGCCACAAGGAAAAUACGGCAAGACUUACGUCUUCGUCCUAGAACCCAAGAAUCCUGAGGAUCCUCCUAUCGAGUUUGCCAUGGACAAAGUGGAAGAGCUGUUUGAAUGGUAUCAGAGCAUUAGAGAAAUCACAUGGAGGCCAGUGGAAGAGGAAAAUGAGAAAAAAUACUGGGAAAAGAACCAGUUGAUUGCCAUAGAAUUAUCUGAUUUGGUAAUCUACUGCAAACCAACAAGCAAAACUAAGGACAAUUUAGAAAAUCCUGAUUUCAGAGAAAUCCGUUCCUUUGUGGAGACUAAGGCAGAAAACAUGAUCAGGCAGAAGCCUGUGGAUUUACUAAAGUACAACCAGAAGGGCCUGACGCGGACAUACCCGAAAGGGCAGAGAGUGGACUCCUCCAAUUACGAUCCUUUUCGUUUCUGGUUUUGUGGCUCGCAGAUGGUGGCUCUUAACUUCCAGACACCAGAUAAAUAUAUGCAAAUGAAUCACGCCUUGUUUUUGCUUAAUGGUCGGACCGGUUUUGUGCUCCAGCCAGAAUGCAUGAGGACUGAGGGUUAUGACCCAAUGCCCAAUGAAUCCAAGAAGAAACUACAGAUGAUUUUGACUGUGAGGGUCAUUGGUGCUCGCCAUCUUCCUAAGCCCGGUAGGAGUAUUGCCUGCCCUUUUGUAGAAGUGGAGAUUUGUGGGGUUGAGUAUGACAACAAUAAAUUCAAGACGACUGUUGUAAAUGACAACGGCCUGAACCCAGUUUGGGCGUCUCAGGAACAGGUGAAGUUUGAGAUUUAUGACCCCAGCUUAGCCUUUCUGCGCUUCGUGGUGUUUGAGGAGGACAUGUUCAGCGACCCCAAUUUCUUAGCCCACGCCACUUUCCCUCUCAAAGGAAUAAAAUCAGGCUUUCGGUCAGUCCCUCUUAAAAAUGGAUACAGCGAGAAUAUAGAGCUGGCUUCGCUCCUGGUGUAUUGCGAGGUGCAGCAACUGCAGGAAGGUGAAGAAGCAAUCUAUUCGUCAUUCCGGCAGUUGCGGCAACGCCAAGCCGAACUGAACAAUCAGUUGUACGCCACACGUCGGAAUCUAAGAAAUUCUAACCGAGACGCUUUGCUGCAAGAGUUCAAUGUGAAUGAGGGUCAGCUGCAAUUGUAUCAAGAGACAUGCAACAGGAAAUUGCGGGAGAAAAGGGUCAGUAACAGCAAAUUCUACUCCUAGAGAACCAGUUUCCGUUGGAGCUUUAUUUGUAUAAAGCCACCUGG